AGGGAAGGAAGGGAAGGGAGAGGCCGCGGUGCAGGAAACACAAAAUGAACCCUUUCUUUUUCCUGGGUUUUGGACAUUCUCAUCUAGUCUACUUCUGGAAUAGAAGUCUACCUUUCAACUCAACAAAUGAGACAUACUGCUAUAGCACUGCCCAGGGCAGCACAGUGCUCCAAGGCGUAACUUUUGGUGGAAUCCCAACUGUACUGCUGCUUGAUGUAACCUUCUUUUUUGUUUUAAUAUUACUGUUUUCUGUUAUAAGAAAGAGAUUCUGGGACUACGGUCGUGUUGCUCUGGUGUCAGAAGCUGAAAGUGAAUCAAGAUACAACAGAUUGUCAACAUCUUCAUCAGUACCUGAAGAUCUUGAAUAUGAUAAGGGGUUUUGUUCUUGGAUGACAGCUGCUUUUCGGAUGCAUGAUGAUGAGAUCCAUGAGAGAUGUGGUGAAGAUGCCAUACAUUACCUUGCCUUCCAGCGGCACAUCAUCUGUUUGUUGAUUGCUGUCAGCAUUUUGUCUGUGUGUGUUAUAUUACCUGUCAACCUGUCGGGUGAUCUACUUGAUAAAGAUCCCUAUAGUUUUGGAAGAACAACUAUAGUAAACUUGCAAACUGGUAAUAAUCUUCUUUGGCUGCACACGGUUUUUGCUGUUGUUUACCUGAUUCUGACUGUUGUCUUCAUGAGACAUCACAUGAAGUAUGUCACCUAUAAAGAAGAAAACAUAGUUAAGUGCACAUUGUUUAUAACUGGUCUUCCAAAAGAUGCAAAAGAAGAGACAGUACAUGGCCAUUUCACGGCUGCCUACCCAACUUGUACUGUGCUGGAGGUGCAGCUGUGCUACGAUGUAGCCAAGCUUAUCCAUCUAUUCAAAAAAAGAAAACAGGCAGAAAAAAGCCUGACUUACUAUGAACAUCUGCAUCAGAAGUAUGGCAAACGGGUCCAGAUCAACCCUAAGCCAUGUGGUCAGUUCUGCUGCUGUGAAAUUAGAGGAUGUGAAAGGGAGGAUGCUGUAGAUUAUUAUACCAAAGUUACAAACGAACUGAUGGAAGAAUAUUCAAAAGAGGAACAAGCUGUUCACAAUAACCCUCUGGGAAUGGCUUUUGUAACAUUUCAGGAGAAAUCCAUGGCAACCUAUAUCCUUAAGGACUUCAAUGCCUGCAAAUGUCAGAGUAUUAAGUGUAAAGGAGAGCCUCAGCCAUCACCUUAUAGCAAGGAGCUGUGCAUAUCAAGCUGGGAGGUUACAUACGCUCCUUACCCUGAGAAUAUCUGUUGGAAGAAUCUUUCGGUGCGUGGACUGAAAUGGUGGUUCAGAUGGGCUUGCAUUAAUUUGCUGCUUUUUAUUGUGCUAUUUUUUCUUACUACCCCUUCCAUCAUCAUCUCAACUAUGGACAAGUUCAAUGUCACUAAACCUAUUCACUACCUCAAUAAUCCUAUUGUCAGUCAGUUUUUCCCAACGCUCUUGCUCUGGUCCUUCUCAGCUUUGCUACCAACAGUUGUCUAUUACUCAACUUUGCUGGAGUGCCACUGGACAAAAUCUGCAGAGAACAGAAUAAUGAUGCAUAAAGUCUACAUAUUUUUGAUCUUCAUGGUACUGAUUCUGCCCUCCCUUGGUCUGACCAGCCUGGAUUUCUUUUUCCGUUGGCUGUUUGACAGAGAAUCAUCUGAUUCUGCAGUUAGGCUGGAAUGUGUCUUUCUGCCUGACCAGGGAGCCUUCUUUGUGAACUAUGUGAUAGCCUCUGCUUUUGUUGGCAAUGGGAUGGAGCUACUUCGCCUGCCUGGCCUCAUCCUUUACACCAUACGCAUGAUAAUGGCCAAGUCCACAGCAGAAAGGAAAAACAUUAAACAGCAACAAGCGUUUGAAUACGAAUUUGGAGCAAUGUAUGCCUGGAUGUUGUGUGUGUUCACUGUCAUCAUGGCCUAUAGCAUUACGUGUCCCAUCAUUGUCCCGUUUGGUUUAAUAUACAUACUCCUGAAGCACAUGGUUGACCGUUACAACCUUUACUAUGCAUAUCUGCCUGCCAAGCUGGAGAAGAAGAUGCACUUUGCAGCUGUGAAUCAGGCCCUUGCGGCUCCGAUUCUCUGCCUUUUCUGGCUCUAUUUUUUCUCCUUUUUGCGGCUAGGCUUUAAAGCACCUACAACCAUGUUUACCUUCCUAGUUGUCAACAUCACAAUCGCCAUUUGCUUGGCUUAUACUUGUUUUGGCUGUUUCAAGUACCUGAGCCCACUGAAUUACAAGGUAGAAGACACACAAGGUGAAAGAGGAAACGACACAGAUGUACCAACCAUCACCACAUCUUCUAUGUACGUGCCCCAAGUCUUGCAUCCUCAUCCUACGGAAAGAACGGUGCUCGCCCAUAAGGAGCAGCAGUCGUAUGGCACCAUGGACAACACUUCCUCACAGGCAGAAGGAAUCAUGAGCUAUUCCGCUGGACCUGUAGUUACAGAGCAGGCAACGAGAAGUUCGGUUUGAAUGCCAAGGACUAACACAAGGUGGAGCAGUUGGUCCAGGUUUAGGAGAACCGAUUCUCACCGUCUGCUAAGUAUUCUGUUUUAUUGGCAUACUCCUGCCUGCUGAAGAGGUUCAGAAAUAAUUCCUUGUGCGGUCUGCAGCUGUGCUUGGAGAUUAAAAAGCAGAUGCCUCGGGGCUGAUUGUUUUCCAGGCUGUCUGUGCACAUUGGGAAACAAACCUGUUGAACACGGGGAUGCUCAUCCUCAGGGACUUCACUUACGCUAUCUCAUCACUUGCCUUAUGAAGAUAACUUAUGCUGCGUAUAAAUAAUUGGUCACCAAAGCAAAUGCAGCUGUAAUUUAUUUAUUCAAAAUAAUUAUUGCUUUAAAAGAAAAAAGUAUUUAUAAACCUCCUGGGAUGCAUUAAGUCCUCAGGCAGUGUCACUGUUGAUGAAAAUGAUGUUUGCAUGGGUAUGAGGAUGGUGUGUGGGAGUCUCUCAUCACCCAAAGUAGUCAGUGUAGACUUGACCAUGUUACUCUUUUUCCUUAAAAGAGAUGAGGGAGUUACUCAGUGUGCACUGGGUGGGUUACUGUGCACUCGGGUACUACAGGUACCAAAGCAAAGAGACUGGUGUGGAGAUGGGAAUGCUUUAUGUGAUACUAGUUUUAUAUAUUUUUGGAGGGUCUUUACAUUGUUAGUUUCUGUUCACUCUUUUUAAGGGCCUUUCACAGUGAAAGUUCACCUGCCAACAAUAAAGGAUGUAAUAAUUUUACCUUUCUUUUAAUCUUGGGUCGAAAUGACAGAACUCUGGGAUUUUUCUAUAGUGCCAACUAUAUGAGCUGCAAGAUACUAAGAUUUUAAAUUAUGCAGUAGGUGCUGGUUUACUCCGAAGUACAUAGUGUCAAAGUGCAACUAAUAAUCCUGAAGCAAUAAAACACUGAGUUCAGAGGAA
Messenger RNA from Pezoporus occidentalis (night parrot), 3393 nucleotides. RefSeq names its product transmembrane protein 63A (gene TMEM63A). Bases 45 to 2462 code for a protein of 805 amino acids. Gene Ontology annotation, cellular component: plasma membrane. The record is from RefSeq and is a predicted model, not a curated record. The transcript is spliced from 23 exons. Gene Ontology annotation, molecular function: calcium-activated cation channel activity; nucleic acid binding. NCBI's taxonomy places the organism in Eukaryota, Metazoa, Chordata, Aves, Psittaciformes, Psittacidae.